Messenger RNA from Psammomys obesus (fat sand rat), 660 nucleotides. Its product is annotated as proline-rich proteoglycan 2-like. The record is from RefSeq and is a predicted model, not a curated record. Lineage: Eukaryota; Metazoa; Chordata; Mammalia; Rodentia; Muridae. The transcript has 2 exons. Bases 1 to 660 code for a protein of 219 amino acids.
AUGAAUACGCUCCCGGAGGUGACAGCGCUCGGAGAAAGGGAAGCGCGCCGCUGCCACCUCUCAACGCCCCACCUGGCACACCUGGAGGGGUCCGAGACCCCUGGGGUCGGGGGGUCCCGCCCGUCGCUUCCCUGCGCGGGAGGAAACCCAGGCCUGGAAGGAGGCGGGGGCUCGCUUCCCGGGCACCCCGGGCCCAUCUCAGUCCCCGCCGGCCAGCGGCCCCCGCCCUACCUGGCCCGCGGCGGCGCCACCGCCAGCCCUCCAGCCCCGGGGUCCUGCCUGCAACUCUGGUCCCCGCUGCACUUUCCCCCGCGCGAAGUCCCGGGGCCCCGGGGCGGCACGAGGCUCCAGGCCGGCCACCCGGAGGGAGCGCAGCACCGAGGGGCUGCGGCGGCGAUGCGCGGAGGGCGCCCGGCGGAGCAGGGCUGGGGAGAAAUAUAUCGGCUGCCUCACCUGCCGCGGCCCAGGGCGCUUCUGCCGCGGCCGCCGGCGACGCUGCUGGAGCCGCCUCCGCCGCCGCCGGCCGCGCGCCCCUCCCUCCCCGGGGCCCACCCCCGCCAGUCCCCGCCCCGGUCCCCGCCAGCCAUUGGCCGCCGCCUCCCCGAGCGCCCAGCCGCCGCCGCCAGUGGCCGGCCGGCCUGCCACUUAGCGGCGCCGUAG